GCGCGCUUUGCUUAUUGCAUCCCUUUUUGCGGUUAGCCGUCUUUUUUCCACUUUUUUUGUGCGACUGAGCGGUGUUGAUGUGUCGCAAAAAUAGAAGUUUUCGAAAGAGCUAGAACUCUAGAAGCAAAUUGCGAGUAUAAUCUUGUCUAGUGUCUAAUAUAAUUGUUUAAAAAUGAUUCGAUCGGGUAGUGUUGAGCGAUUAAUGAGAGAAGAAACUGCUGAAAUUGCAGGCCUUAAUGUGAAAAUGGUUCCCGACAAAGUUUUGGUAAAUUGUUAUAAUCGAGGCUGCGGGCAGAAGUUCGAUCCUGAUAACAAUGGAGCGGAUGCUUGUCUUCACCAUCCGGGUGAGCCAGUCUUUCACGACGCGUAUAAAUAUUUCUCCUGUUGCAACAAAAAGUGCACGGAUUUUACGGAAUUUCUGAACACCAAGGGCUGCACAAAGUCUUGUCAUUCGGAUGUGAAACCACCAGAACCUGAGAAGCCAUUAGUGGACAAAUCCAAGGCCCACGAAGUGAUAGAAGUCCGUAGCGAAAUUACCACGAGUCCCACCUUACAGAGACCUCCCUUCGAUACUCCAUGUGAAACUCUAAAACCCACCGUCUCUCCUGCACUUUUAGAACAAAUAAAAGGACUAAAAACUUCCUCAGAAUCAGAGAUAAAUUCUUCGCAAGUAGUGAUUGGCGAAAGUUGCAAAAAUAAGUCUUGCAAAGCUAUUUACAAAGGUCCGGAGUCCAAUAAUGAAAUUUGCCUUCAUCAUCCGGGCGUGCCGAUCUUUCACGAGGGGAUGAAAUUUUGGUCUUGCUGCCAAAAGAGAACUACUGACUUUAAUGCAUUUUUGGAACAGGUUGGAUGCGCUGAAGGAGAGCAUGUGUGGAUUGCGCAGAAUACGGAUAAGAAUGUAAAAUGCAGAUUGGACUGGCAUCAAACAGGAACCUUCGUUUAUAUUUCGAUUUACGCCAAGAAAUACGAUCCUAAUCAAUCUUCAGUGAAAUUGAAUCCUAUUCGUUUGAUGGUUGAUUUGUACUUUCCAGAAGAGAGUUCUAGGUACAAUCUCGACAGCGAAUUGAGAGGGAUCGUAGACAUUGAGCAAAGUGCUGUUAGUAUGCUACCCACAAAAUUAGAGAUUAAAUUGAGGAAAAAGGAGCCUGGUUCUUGGGCACAAUUGGACUUUCCCCGAAAGCAGACACCACAAUCAGAUGAAUCUGAAGAAACAGAUAGCGGCAGUAUUAGCGCACGAGUAGACGCGGUGGACCUUAGUGAUCUUUAAUUACAAUAGUUCAUUUUUUAUUUAUCAUCUGAUUAUUUUCAAAACUGUACACGUGAAAGCUUUUCUUUUUAUCAGCUUUCUAUUCAGACUUUUAACAUUUUGAGAAUACAUUUUAUUCCUGAUCUGCAGUUUACCCAUUUUUUCUAUGGAAAAAUAACGCACAUUCAACUCUUUGUAAUUAACCAAAAUAAAUAUUAAUGAAUUAAGUUUUAAUAAUCAUAAUCAUCUUUUUUUAUUGAAAAUUCGAAAAUUUGAUUUAAAAUUCAUUUUGGUAGGCUGA
This is a messenger RNA of Belonocnema kinseyi, 1547 nucleotides long. It is a transcript of the gene mora, whose product is annotated as cysteine and histidine-rich domain-containing protein. The transcript has 4 exons. The record is from RefSeq and is a predicted model, not a curated record. NCBI's taxonomy places the organism in Eukaryota, Metazoa, Arthropoda, Insecta, Hymenoptera, Cynipidae. Bases 173 to 1267 code for a protein of 364 amino acids.